CUGGGUAACAGCUGCCCUCCUCUGGGCUGGGUACCUGCUCUCCCGAGUUUGUGUCCUGGGGCUGUGUGCUCAGACUUGACCAUGUUUGGGCAUGGAGGCUCGUCUCAGACGGGAACCAAAGGCCGCUUCCCCAGAGACGGACUGGGAGCCCAAACUUCCUGCUGGAGCUCAGGCGGCCUCUUUUGGGGUGGGGGCUGGGGGCCAGGCAGAAAAGUGUCUGCCGAAGACUCACAGGGCACCGGGGAGACUAAAUGACUGCUGUCCCUUGUGGACAUGGGGAAGAAGUUGGUGAUGGCCCAGAAGCGGGGAGAGACCCGAGCCCUUUGCCUGGGUGUGGCCAUGGUGGCGUGCGCCGUCAUCACCUACUACAUCCUCGGCACGACCGUGCUGCCCCUCUACCAGAAAAGCGUGUGGACCCAGGAAUCCAUGUGUCACCUGAUUGAGACCAACAUCAGGGACCAGGAGGAGCUGGAGGGCAAGAGAGUGCCCCAGUACCCGUGCCUGUGGGUCAACGUGUCAUCCGUGGGCCGGUGGGCCGUGCUGUACCACACGGAGGACACUCGGGACCGGAACCAGCAGUGCUCCUACAUCCCAGGCAGCCUGGACAACUACCAGAUGGCCCGGGCCGAUGUGGAGGAGGUUAGAGCCAAAUUCCACCAGCGCCAGGUUUUCCACUGCUUCUCCACGACUCGGGAGAAUGAGACGAGUGUCCUGUACCAGCGCCUCUACGGUCCCCAGACCCUCCUCUUCUCCCUCUUCUGGCCCACCUUCCUGCUGACCGGUGGCCUCCUCGUUAUCGUCAUGGUGAAGAUCAACCAGUCCCUCUCCAUCCUGGCAGCCCAGAAGUAGCCCCAUUCUCACCACCUCACUGCUCGGGCCACCAGGGGCUGGAUGGGUCCCCGGGCUACUCCUCACUUGUGUCCCCACGCCUCCUCCCCCGGCCUUCCCACCCUCCCCCCUCCAAUACGUUCUGUCUUCUGCUGCAUGGAUGGUCUUUGGGAAAUCUCUUUGUUAAGUCAUUUCCUGCUGAAGAAGGUACAGUGGCUUCCCCAGACCCAGGAGAAUGCAAGGCCAACCAGUGAUGGCUCUCCUUUCCCUGUCCCCGCUCAACUGACUCAA
Molecule: messenger RNA, 1119 nt
Organism: Balaenoptera musculus (blue whale)
Lineage: Eukaryota; Metazoa; Chordata; Mammalia; Artiodactyla; Balaenopteridae
Gene: KCNMB1
Product: potassium calcium-activated channel subfamily M regulatory beta subunit 1
Exons: 4
Coding region: 274-849 (191 amino acids)
Biological process (GO): detection of calcium ion; potassium ion transport
Cellular component (GO): membrane; voltage-gated potassium channel complex
Molecular function (GO): potassium channel regulator activity; calcium-activated potassium channel activity
Source: RefSeq, a predicted model, not a curated record